Saccharomycodes ludwigii is the source of this 2064-nucleotide messenger RNA. It is a transcript of the gene LYS4, whose product is annotated as homoaconitate hydratase LYS4. The record is from RefSeq and is a predicted model, not a curated record. The transcript has a single exon. Gene Ontology annotation, molecular function: 4 iron, 4 sulfur cluster binding; homoaconitate hydratase activity. Lineage: Eukaryota; Fungi; Ascomycota; Saccharomycetes; Saccharomycodales; Saccharomycodaceae. Gene Ontology annotation, biological process: L-lysine biosynthetic process. The coding region runs from base 1 to 2064 and encodes 687 amino acids.
AUGUUACGAACAUCUGCUUCUUAUUCAUUCAGAUCUUUCAGCACGAGCUCUAUAGCAUUUGCACAAAAUUUAACUGAAAAAAUAGCACAAAAAUAUGCAGUUAAUUUACCAGCAAAUAAGGAAGUUCAUUCAGGUGAUUAUAUCUCAAUCAAACCACAACACUGUAUGUCUCACGAUAAUUCCUGGCCAAUCGCCUUGAAAUUUAUGAACAUUGGUGGUUCUAAAAUCUACGAUAAUAGACAAAUAGUUAAUACCAUAGACCAUGAUGUCCAAAACAAAUCCGAAAAAAAUCUAACUAAAUAUAAUAAUAUCAAAAAUUUUGCCUUGAAACAUGGCAUUGAUUUUUAUCCUCCUGGUGCCGGUAUUGGCCAUCAGAUCAUGAUAGAACAAGGUUAUGCAUUUCCUAACACCUUAACCGUUGCUUCAGAUUCUCAUUCAAACACUUAUGGUGGUAUUGGAUGUUUAGGUACUCCCAUCGUUAGAACUGAUGCUGCCGCCAUUUGGGCAACAGGACAGACCUGGUGGCAAAUACCACCUGUGGCUCAAGUUGAGUUGAAGGGUGAACUACCAAAGGGCUGUAGUGGUAAAGAUGUUAUUGUCGGAUUGUGUGGGGUUUUCAAUAAUGAUGAAGUUUUAAAUCAUUGUAUUGAAUUCACCGGGGAUAGCAUUUCCAAAAUUCCUAUUGAUUAUAGAUUGACCAUUGCUAACAUGACCACAGAAUGGGGUGCUUUAAGUGGUAUUUUCCCCAUUGACAAUACCUUAAUCGACUGGUACAAAACAACAAAAGUGAAAGAUUCAUCGCAUCCAAGGUUAAGUCCAGAAAGAAUUGAAAAUGAGUUAGUUAAAAAAAAUGACUCUUUAAAAGCAGAUCCUGAUUGCAAAUAUGAUAAAAAAUUAAUUAUUGAUCUAAGUACUUUAACCCACUACGUUAGUGGUCCUAAUAGUGUUAAAAUCGGCCAACCUGUACAAAACUUGAAUAAAAAACCAAUUAAUAAAGCAUAUUUAGUUUCCUGUACCAAUUCUCGGUUAAGUGAUUUACAAAUGGCCGCUGAAAUAUUACAAAACGAAGUUGGUACUAAGAUUGCUCCUGGCGUGGAAUUUUAUGUUGCUGCUGCAUCCUCUUUAAUUGAACAACAAGCCAAGGAUUUGGGAUAUUGGGAUACUUUUAUUCGUGCAGGUUGCACCAUUUUGCCACCUGGUUGCGGUCCAUGCAUUGGCUUGGGCGCUGGGUUGUUGAAAGAGGGUGAAGUAGGUAUUUCUGCUACCAAUAGAAACUUUAAAGGUAGAAUGGGUUCCAAGGAUGCUUUGGCCUAUUUGGCAUCACCUGCUGUUGUCGCUGCAUCUGCCAUUAAAGGUUAUAUAGCAUCACCCGCUGAAAUCUUGGGUCAAAGUUAUGAACCUAAUUUCACAGGUAUCAAACAUGAAAUAAUCGAAUUAGGUGAUACUGCUGCAGCUGAUACUGCCAAUACCAGCUCCGAAGGCGUUGAAAUUUUAGAUGGUUUUCCAAAGGAGAUUGUUGGUGAAUUAAUUUUGUGUGACGCCGAUAAUAUCAAUACAGAUGGUAUUUACCCAGGUAAAUACACUUAUCAAGAUGAUGUUCCAAAGGAAAAAAUGGCCCAGGUCUGUAUGGAAAAUUAUGACCCUGAGUUUAUUAACAAGACCAAACCAGGUGACAUUUUAAUUAGUGGGUUUAAUUUUGGUACCGGGUCUUCCAGAGAACAAGCUGCAACCGCUAUAUUGGCCCGUGGUAUCAAUUUGGUUGUUUCCGGUUCCUUCGGUAACAUUUUCAGUAGAAACAGUAUUAAUAAUGCCUUGUUGACUUUGGAAAUCCCUAAACUAAUUGAUUUGCUAAGAAAAAAAUACAAGGAUUUGCCUAAAGAAUUGACUAGAAGAACUGGCUGGUUUUUGAAGUGGGACGUUGCUAAUGCCUCUGUUGUUGUAACUGAGGGGGAAGGCAAAGACGCUCCUGUUAUUCUUGAAACCAAGGUUGGUGAACUAGGUAAGAAUUUACAAGAAAUUAUAGUUAAAGGUGGUUUAGAAGGAUGGGUUAAAUCAAAGUUGUGA